Ascochyta rabiei is the source of this 609-nucleotide messenger RNA. RefSeq lists its product as uncharacterized. Lineage: Eukaryota; Fungi; Ascomycota; Dothideomycetes; Pleosporales; Didymellaceae. The record is from RefSeq and is a predicted model, not a curated record. The coding region runs from base 1 to 609 and encodes 202 amino acids. The transcript has a single exon.
AUGUCCGUCAUUGAAAUCACUCAGCUUCGUCUGAAAGGGCUGACCGUCGAUGAGCCAGAGUUGCUCAAGAGCCUGUCGCUGGUCCGAGGUCAACUGCGAACCAACUCGCGUUUCUUUAGCUGCAUCGAAGAUUCAAGCCUCAUCUUUAUUUUUGGUGUCUGGCCAAGCCUAGAUGCGCACCUGGAGUUCCUGGCUUCUCCAGCACGGGACGAGGUUUUGGGUCCGCAAGAAGACAUACUCGACUUUCGGUGGACAGUACACCUAGAGCUAGAUUCCGCUAGCCUGCUCCUGCUUGAUGCACCGUUUAUAGCAAUCGAAAGACUCAAUGUUGACCCAGGCCACAUUGUUGCCUACGACGGGGUCAUCAAGGAGCACGUGCGACAUCUCCAGAAGACUGAGUCCCUGAAGGUUACACAUGGAUGGCGUUGCGACAUGCCAACGGGUAGCCAUGAACUGGUCAUUCUCACCAGCUCGGGCUCCACGCGGCCUCACUUUACCUUUGCAGACGAACGUAUUGUGCCUAGCCAUGACAGCAACAACAAGGGAGCCUACCAGAAGAUCUCGACCCAUCAUGCCUGGAAUAUGGAGCGCACAAGAUCAGACGCAUGA